Messenger RNA from Eurytemora carolleeae, 691 nucleotides. RefSeq names its product calmodulin-beta. Bases 144 to 608 code for a protein of 154 amino acids. NCBI's taxonomy places the organism in Eukaryota, Metazoa, Arthropoda, Copepoda, Calanoida, Temoridae. The transcript has 8 exons. Gene Ontology annotation, molecular function: enzyme regulator activity; calcium ion binding. The record is from RefSeq and is a predicted model, not a curated record.
CCCAGGGAUAUUAGGGACUGAGGGUAGUGAACUAUAUCCUAACAUACACUGUAAACAGUAUACAAGCUGUUUUACAGUUUGACUAGAUACUGUUGAGAGGACACAAUAAAUACCUAGAGACGUUAUAGAGAUUAAUCUUAGAUAUGGCGAGUCAACUAUUGACAGCUGAACAGAUUGGUAGUUUUCAGGACGCAUUUAACAGGUUUGAUACCGCAGGGGCAGGUGUUAUUAGCAGCAAACAGCUGGGGAAAGUUCUCAGGUUUAUUGGUCAGAAUCCUACUGAAGCUGAACUGCAGGAUAUGGUGAAUGAGGUUGACAAGGAUGGAACCGGAAGUAUAGAUUUUCCAGAAUUUCUCUCUAUGAUGGCUAUAAAGGUCAAUGAGCAAAAUGCCGAGGAGGAGGUGAGAGAAGCUUUUAAAGUGUUUGAUGGGGAUGGGAAUGGAUUCAUUGAUCGAAGAGAACUAAGUCUAAUGAUGAGGUUUAUGGGAGAAUCAUUGACAGAAACAGAGAUCAAUUUAAUCAUAGAUGAGGCAGAUAUUGAUCACGACGGUUUGAUCGAUUAUGCCGAAUUCUUUGGAAUGAUGACUCCUGGUGGAAAAAUGCUUUGAAACUCAACUUUACAAAUAAUUUUGAAAACUAUUUUAUGUUUCUUAAAUCUUAAAUAGUCUAUUGUCAUACAGGGUGAGUCAAA